AGGAGAGGUGAUAAAAAGGGAAGGAGAUGGAGCCCAAUAUGGCCAAAGAAAAUUUCCAUUGGCUAUGGAAGUUGCACUGCCUCAAGGACCAGAGGAGUUUCACCAGAGCCGAGGCUAUCGAAAAGCUUCAUGGUGGGAGAGUCAUCUCAAGGGAGGAGAACAAUGGAGCAGUGCGUGUGAAGAUUGUAGUUAGCAAGCAAGAGCUGAGGCAAAUGGUUUCAUCAUUGAGCCAAAGAAGGAGCAAUGCAAUCCAUCAGCGCAUGGCGGCGCCACCGAACUUGGAGCAGCUCUUGCAUGUCCUCAGAGAGCAGCACAUGAAGAGGGCCGAGGCCGGGAAGGGCUACCGGCCGGGUGACUGGAGGCCUGCACUACUGAGCAUCCCUGAGGAGAUUUGAUGAUACAUAGUCUUCCUAGUUGUGUAUAACAAGGAACAUUGUUGAUUCACAUCUGUAUAGCUUCCUAAUGUGUGACCUAGUGGAGGGGGGAUCCACUGGUGGCAAUUAUAAUUGUAUUCCCUCUCUGUUGGAAAAGGAAAAAACAAGGAAGAAUUAUGUGGAU
Molecule: messenger RNA, 558 nt
Organism: Elaeis guineensis (African oil palm)
Lineage: Eukaryota; Viridiplantae; Streptophyta; Magnoliopsida; Arecales; Arecaceae
Source: RefSeq, a predicted model, not a curated record